AUGUUCACGUCGUUAAAAUUAACAUCAAAUUUGAAGUAUUUUCUGAACAAAAAUUAUCAACUGUUGAGUUAUCAAAAUAGUUUGAUCAGUGUUAUAAAUACUGAUAACCAAAUUCGGUAUAAAUCUUAUAAACGUUUUUUAGACUACACAAAUGUUCCUAAACUCGAAGAAAGCGACUUGGAAGAACAGUUUGUAAAAGGAAGUGGACCCGGUGGUCAAGCAACAAACAAAACAUCAAAUGCAGUAGUUAUAAAACACAAACCCACAGGAUUGACUGUUAAGUGCCAUGAAACCAGAAGUUUAGAUAAAAAUAGAAAAAUUGCUAGAGAAUUGCUUUUAACAAAAUUGGACAAUUUAAUCAACGGGGAGAGGUCUCUCCAAAAUCAAGAACUGCAGCUGCAACAAAAAGACUCUUUGAAGAGGAAACAAAAACAGAAGAAGUUAGCACGUUUAAAAGAAGAAUUCCAAAAACGUGAAAACAUCAAAUGA
Messenger RNA from Megachile rotundata (alfalfa leafcutting bee), 489 nucleotides. Its product is annotated as mitochondrial translation release factor in rescue. The record is from RefSeq and is a predicted model, not a curated record. Gene Ontology annotation, cellular component: mitochondrion. Gene Ontology annotation, biological process: translational termination. Gene Ontology annotation, molecular function: translation release factor activity. Lineage: Eukaryota; Metazoa; Arthropoda; Insecta; Hymenoptera; Megachilidae.